Agrilus planipennis (emerald ash borer) is the source of this 1238-nucleotide messenger RNA. RefSeq names its product CD2 antigen cytoplasmic tail-binding protein 2 homolog (gene holn1). Gene Ontology annotation, cellular component: U5 snRNP. Bases 204 to 1148 code for a protein of 314 amino acids. The record is from RefSeq and is a predicted model, not a curated record. Gene Ontology annotation, molecular function: protein binding. The transcript has a single exon. NCBI's taxonomy places the organism in Eukaryota, Metazoa, Arthropoda, Insecta, Coleoptera, Buprestidae.
UUGUCCUAUGACUUUGUCAUAGAUUAAGGGAUUUUAUUUGACGUGUUGCUGUUUUUAACGUGCCGUUCGUACUACUAAUCAUUUCUAAGUUUCUGAAUGGUUUCUAGUAAACACUAAUAAACGUUUAUACACAUUCGAAAACAAACGUAUUAAAGAAAAAUAGUAAAAACUGUUAAUAACUGUUGGAUAUUAUUUUUUUAAAGAUGUAUAAACGAAAAUUAUUAGAAGAGCCCACUGCUAGCAGUAAAAGGGUUUUCAAACAAAAGCAUUCGUUGGAUUCUGACGAAGAAGAUGUAGAAGAUGACGAUAACGUUUUGGAUGAACGAGAAAUUGAAGGGGAGGAAGAAGGAUAUACAAAAAAUGUAGAAGGACAGUAUGUUACUGCAUUUAAUAUGAGAGAAGAAAUGGAAGAAGGCCACUUUGAUCGAAAUGGUCACUUUAUCUGGAAAAAUGAAAAAGAAAUUCGUGACAAUUGGCUAGACAAUAUUGAUUGGCAGAGGGUAGCAUCGGUGGAUAAAUACAAAUUAACAGACGACAGCAAAGGUCUCGGAGACGAAAGUACAGAUGAUGAGGAUGGAGACAGCUUCAACGAAGAGGAAACUUACAAAGCCAUAUUAAAGUACUUAAAAGAAAAAGAAACAAUAAGUAAAGCGUUAAAUAGGCUUAGUGGAGAUACAAAAAAACUUUCCAGUAUUGAAAGACUUAAAAGAAAGAAAGAAGGAACUCUUAUUCAAAAUAAAGAGGUAACAGAAUUAACACAACUUGCAAAUGAAAUUUUGACCAAUAAGGGAAAUAUGGACAUUUACCAAGAAACAUAUGAAAUAAUUCAAUCAAAAAUAAAGACAUUUGAAAAUAAAAAAAAGAGUAGAGGAGAAAGUUCCAUGCUGGAUAUGUAUGCUGAUGAUUUUGAAGCAAAAGAACAGCAGCAACUGAAAGAAAUGCCCAACUGUAUUACAAAUAAUACUGACACUAUGUGGGAAAUAAAGUGGAAAAAUGAUGAAGAAAAGAUAGAUGGGCCUUUUUCUACAGAACAAAUGGCAAAGUGGUCAGAAGAAGGUCACUUUAAAGAAGGUGUUUUUGUUAGAAAAGUAGGAGAUGAUUCAAAUUUUUAUUCAUCAAACAGAGUAGACUUCGAACUGUACUUGUAAAUGUUGUUAUAAGUUUAUUUUAUUGUAAAAUGUAAAAGUAUAUUCAUGAAUAUUGCUGAAUAUUAAAAUAAUCCUUUGUCGUAAUAAAAU